Molecule: messenger RNA, 213 nt
Organism: Dicrocoelium dendriticum
Lineage: Eukaryota; Metazoa; Platyhelminthes; Trematoda; Plagiorchiida; Dicrocoeliidae
Source: the annotation of a GenBank genome assembly
AUGACGAAUCUGAUGCAAACUUUUAACGAGCAGGUCUACAUCUCCUCAACGAAGAAGAGGCUCGGACAAACUCCGGUAUCGCACUUGCCACCUUCUGUUGACCCCUACAAAACUACUUUCGGGAUACGAAAUAAACCAGAUGAGUUGGGUGAGCAUGUCGCAGUUACUCAUAAGAGUCCCUAUCAUGAGUGGAGUCGCACUAAGGGUGACUGA